Molecule: messenger RNA, 1590 nt
Organism: Diabrotica balteata
Lineage: Eukaryota; Metazoa; Arthropoda; Insecta; Coleoptera; Chrysomelidae
Source: the annotation of a GenBank genome assembly
CGCACCAAAAAUAAUAUGUCAAGUGGUUAAAUUUAUUAUUUGUCUUUUGGGCCAUGAACCAUUUCCAGUCCAAAUAUAAAGUGCUAGAAAAAAUAGGCGAGGGCUCAUUUUCGGACGUUCUAAAAUGUGAAAAUAGAGAAACAAAAGUAUGUUAUGCAGCAAAGAGGCUCAAAAACACAUAUCGAUCUGAGGCAAGUAUACAGGCAUGCGCAGAGAUAGUUGCUGCGCAGAAGAUACCGAGUCAUUCCAAUGUUGUCAACAUGUUAGAGUACCACUAUGACAUAUACACGGGGAAACUGACGUUCAUCUUUGAACUUAUGGAUAUGAGUAUGCAUGAUUACCUUAAAACAAAGCGUAGGGGAUUAUCAGAACAUAGAGUUAAGUUCUAUUUGUAUCAAAUACUGAAAGGAAUUGAGCACCUCCACAAACACGGAUUAUUUCACAGAGACAUAAAACCUGAAAACAUUCUUAUUAAGUUUCCAUCUAUCCUCUACGCUCCACUGUCUCAAACUAGUUCAGAAGAAAUAGUUAAGGUAGGCGAUUUGGGAUCUGUCAGAGGAAUUUUCAGCUCUCCUCCAUAUACAGAGUAUAUAUCCACCAGAUGGUAUAGAUCACCAGAAUGUCUCCUCACUGUUGGUAAUUAUGGUCCCAAGAUGGAUGUGUGGGCCACUGGUUGUGUCUUCUUCGAAAUGCUGACCUUGCGGCCUCUAUUUCCAGGCAGUAACGAAAUUGAUCAACUGUGCAAAAUACAUCACAUACUAGGAUCACCAAGCCUCCAGUUAAUUGCGAGACUGAAGUCAAGGUCGAGAAAUUUUAUAUGUUUUCCAAAAAUUAAAGGUACAGGUUUCUACAAUCUACUGCCUUAUAUAUCUAGAAAUGGACGAAAUAUCAUGAAUCUAAUGGUAGAGUACGACUGGGAGAAAAGAAUUAAUGUCAAACGGUUGCUGAGACAUUGUUAUUUCGACGACAUUAAAGAAAAGCUAGUAUGGGAUGAAAGCGUAAGCAAAAGCACUGGAGACGACAAGGUUAAUGCAAAUGUUGACAGUUUAAUUAAGAAAAAAAUCCUUAAACGAGAACAUUUUAGCGACGAAAUUAGAAACAACAGUUCUAAUCAAAUUGUCAAACCUAAAGUAUCCAGAAAAGUGUGCAUUGAAGAUGCUUCAAAAGCUACAAAUACUUUCUCGACAGGUAGAAGGUCUAAAAAUAGUAGUAAAGGUUCUGAUAGUGACAAAAGUAGUUACCUCAGCAGUAGAAACAGCAUCAAUGAUGUGCCAUACUAUCAUAAAAUAUCUCGCCGUAGUAAUAACAGUAGUAAAGAACUCAAAGUCAGUUCGCUACCACUGGUGGACUAUAAAGUAAGAAGUUCAGCUGAACACAAAAUUAUUCAUCCGAAAGAGCUAUCGAAAAGGGGUCAAAAUUUACUAAAAGCAUCUAGUAACCUAGAAAACAGUAACAAAUAUCUUUUGAAGAAUCCUUAUCAACCAUUUUUCGAAUCAAAAUCAUUUUACAUCCCAAGAAAUUCUGAAGUAAAAACUAAUAAGCAAGAUAAAGAAUGUAAAUUUCAAUAUCGUUUAAGAAAGAACACUUGAC